This is a messenger RNA of Carassius auratus (goldfish), 1008 nucleotides long. Its product is annotated as olfactory receptor 1M1-like. The record is from RefSeq and is a predicted model, not a curated record. NCBI's taxonomy places the organism in Eukaryota, Metazoa, Chordata, Actinopteri, Cypriniformes, Cyprinidae. Gene Ontology annotation, cellular component: plasma membrane. The transcript has a single exon. Gene Ontology annotation, molecular function: olfactory receptor activity; G protein-coupled receptor activity. Gene Ontology annotation, biological process: G protein-coupled receptor signaling pathway. Bases 28 to 1008 code for a protein of 326 amino acids.
GUUCAAAACAUCAAAAACAAAGCUGCAAUGAAUUCUUUAAAUGCAAGUUUUUCUCAGAAUAUCACCAUUGUUCACCCCAAUUACUUUUUCAUCAUUGGACUUUCAGGUGUACCAUAUAGUAGUUAUUACUAUAUUUUCUUAUUUAUUACAUAUUUUAUUACUAUAAUUGGGAACUCUAUAGUGCUUCUCAUUAUUGCUCUUGAACGAAGUCUGCAUAGUCCAAAGUACAUUGGUGUGUUUAACUUGGCUUUGGCUGAUAUUGGUGAAACUAAUGCACUGAUUCCUAACAUGAUGAAGACUUUUCUCUUUGACUCACAGUACAUCUCCUACAAUGCUUGUUUGGCUAACAUGUUUUUUGUGUUCCUCUUCAGUACUAUGCAAAGUUUCACUCUUGUGGUUCUGGCAUAUGAUCGUUUCAUUGCAAUUUGUUUGCCAUUAAGAUACCAUGCUCUUGUAAACAAUACCAAUAUGACUUUAGUUCUCUCAGCAAAAUGGGCAUUUAAUUCUUCUGUUGUGGCCUUGAUGGUGUCUUUGAUCACCCGACUUUCAUUCUGUGAAUCCACUGUGAUACAGAGUUAUUUUUGUGAUCACGGACCAGUGUAUAGGUUGGCAUGUAAUGACAAUAGCGUUAAUAGGUUUAUGGGAACCUUCAUCACAACAUUAUACCUUGUAAUACCAUUGACCAUUAUAAUCCUGUCCUAUCUAGGCAUUUUUCUUGCUUUAAACAAAAUUACAACUUGGGAAAGCCGUUUAAAAGCACUGAAGACCUGUGUUUCUCAUCUGUUGGUAGUAGGGAUAUAUUUCCUUCCCAUAUCCUGUGCAUACAUUGCUGCAUUCAUGCUUUCUCUUGCUCCCAAUGCAAGGGUCAUCAGUACGUCUCUGGCAUAUGCUGUUCCACCAAUGUUAAAUCCUAUUAUUUAUGUCUUAAACACAGCUGAAAUCAAAGAUAUAAUGCGAAAAAUGCUUAAAAACAGAUCCACACCAUCUGGAGACAACAUUUCAAAAUGA